CAGUAGCGAGGCAGGAGAUGUAUUCGCAAUAGCAGUGUCUCCAGAUCAAUUGAUGGUCGUAGGUAGCUGUGUAGAUGGCAGAGUACGGCUGUGGAACAUAAAGGAGGGGAGUGUGGUAGGUGACCCGUGGGAGGGGAAUAAUGAUGUAGUGCAGUGCUUCGAUUGGUCACCAAAUGGGGUGGAGGUAGCAGGUGGAUUCAACGACGGCACUAUACGACGAUGGAACGCGACAACUGGCCGACAAAUUGGACACCCGAUAAAGGGAAGCAAUGAAUGGGUGUGGAGAAUCAAAUACUCUCCACAAGGUGACAAAUUCGCGAGUGGCAGGUGAAGACGAUAUGAUCCGUGUUUGGUCAAAGGACGGCGAGUUGCUCAUCGAGUUCGAGGGACAUGACAGCUGGGUGAUGUCAUUAUGUUGGUCCAAGGAUGGCGCAUACAUCUUCUCUGCCUCAUUGGAUAACACCGUCCGAAAAUGGCAAUCGAUUGACGGGAAAGAACUUGUCGUUAUUCGAGGUCAUACCAAACCCGUUGAAUCCCUUUGUUUGUCUCCCGAUGGAUGUCAUCUUCUCAGCGCAUCAGAUGACUACUCGGUCGCAUCUGGGAUCUCGAAACCAAUCAGCAAGUUGGAGACCCACUCUGGCACAACGGCGAAGUCUUGGCCAUCGCCAUGUCCUCCGAUGGCCAAUACUUUGCCAGUGCUAUCCCUGGACUGGAUGCAAAAAUCUAUGUGUGGAGCCUGGAAGCAGCACUCAAGCAUGCUCGCGGGGUUGGGGGCGAUGCAGAGUCCAACGCGAAGCUCAAGGGACAUGCAGCUCGAUCCAGAGAUAUAUCUCUUGCGCCUAGACAGCAAAGCAACAACAGAGGCUUGGCAAGAUAUCAGACACAUCAUCUCCGCCUCGUCUGCGCAACUUCUUCAGCUUCCUGCGCUCCAGCACUCGACCUACAAAUGCAAUCCAGCUCCAGCCCCGACGAAUGAAUUUCAGCUUACCUCAUGUGAGAAUCUCCAGGCGCCCCGUCGAUGUUGCUCCUUGCCGUGAGGAAGACGUGAGUCGCUUGUCAUC
Molecule: messenger RNA, 1061 nt
Organism: Suillus subaureus
Lineage: Eukaryota; Fungi; Basidiomycota; Agaricomycetes; Boletales; Suillaceae
Product: WD40-repeat-containing domain protein
Exons: 5
Coding region: 270-1037 (255 amino acids)
Molecular function (GO): protein binding
Source: RefSeq, a predicted model, not a curated record